Messenger RNA from Urocitellus parryii (Arctic ground squirrel), 754 nucleotides. RefSeq names its product InaF motif containing 1 (gene Inafm1). NCBI's taxonomy places the organism in Eukaryota, Metazoa, Chordata, Mammalia, Rodentia, Sciuridae. The record is from RefSeq and is a predicted model, not a curated record.
GCCGCGGCGAUGCGGGGCACGAGCUGCGUGGGCGGCGGCGGCGAGAGCCCCGGCGGCGCCGGGCUGAGUGAGGGCCCGCGAGGCCGUUGGCUGCGCCUGGCCCCCGUCUGCGCCUACUUUCUCUGCGUCUCGCUGGCCGCGGUGCUGCUCGCCGUGUACUACGGGCUCAUCUGGGUCCCCACGCGGCCCCCCGCGGCCCCCGCCGGCCCGCCGCCCAGUGCGCCGUCCCCGCCGUGUGCUGCCCGCUCGGGCGCGCCGCCUGUCCCGGUGCCUGCCGCCGCCUCAGUGUCCUGCCUCCCGGGUGCCCCGGGCGGGCCGCGACCCCAGCACGAACUGCCGCGGAGCCGCCGCCGCCGCCACAGCGACCACCGCCGCCGCCGGACGCUGGGAGAGACGCCCGAGGCCAUGGGGGGACGAGGGCCCGGGUAGCCGCCCCUUCCACCCCGACUCGAUCGUCGUCAGCCCUCGAGAGCCCCGUGCAGCUCGCCGAGGAUGGAUGCCGUCCCCCGAGGGUCCCGGGCUCUCGGUGACAUCGUCUAGCGCCUUCGGAGCCGUCAUCCUGAAGAAUGGGGGGCAGCGGGUGCGGGCUCGGGCCUCGCCCCGUGCAGCUCUCCUGCCGCCAGGCCGGUCCUCCUCCACCCGGCAGGCCCCCUCCGACCUCCCCUCCUGGCCUCCCCCGUAGGAUUCUGAGCACAGAGCCCACAGCCCACCCCGCUUCUCCCCGGAUCCUCGUGCCCUGCUCCAAUAAACUCUA